AUGUUACAACAACGUAGUAGACAGCUACUUACGAGUUGGACAAGGAGAUACACGACGUUGGGGUCUGGGACUCACAACUGUCCGUACGACUACGAGGCGACGUUGAGGGAGGCGUUAGGCGAUGUCCCCACUGUAAAGCUUGCCUUUGAUAAAUACAGCAAUGGCGGUAAUGUCAGAAGGUUGCCUCCCUUGGUGCUCUUGCAUGGUCUCUUUGGGAAUAGGGGGAACAUGCGGAGUGUGGCCAAACGGCUUGCUUCCGGACAGGGACUUAUUUCUAAUGGUUUUGAUGUCUAUACACUCGAUCUAAGGAACCAUGGAGGAUCACCACAUAUUGACCGACAUGAUUAUCCUAGUAUGGCUGCGGAUGUUGAAGAGUUUAUCCGCAAUGAAGGUAUUGAUACUCCUCUAAUAUUAGGACAUUCAAUGGGUGCCAAGGUUGCCAUGGCUAUAGCGUUGAGGGGGAAAGUUGAUAUCUGUGGUAUUAUCCCCGUUGAGAAUGCUCCCAUUGCCAAAGGUGGUGUUGGUAGUAAUGGGGGGAAAUUUGGUAAAUAUAUUCAGGUUAUGCAAGAGAUUGAGGAACGAGGUUCUGAGAUUACCUCUCUAAGAGAGUGUCAUGAGAUAUUAGGAAAGUUGGAGACAAACAAGACUAUAAGGGAUUUUUUAUUGACUAAUAUGAGACCAAUUGGGGUAAAGGGGGAAAAUGGAUAUAAAUGUCGAUUAAAUUUAAAAGUUUUAGGGGAAGAUCUCGAUAAGAUUGCUGCUUUCCCCUUUGAUCCAAGAAUAUCACGGUACAAUGGACCAACUUUUUUCAUAAGAGGUACACAAUCACCCUUUAUAAGUGAUGAAAAAAUCGAGGCAUGUGGGUUAUUUUUCCCCAAGUUUGAGCUUGCCAAUAUAGAUGCUGGACAUUGGGUAAUAAGUGAAAAGCCAAUUGAGUUUCUCCAAAUUGUUGAUGAAUGGAUUGACAAGGAAUUUAAUUGA
Molecule: messenger RNA, 981 nt
Organism: Pichia kudriavzevii
Lineage: Eukaryota; Fungi; Ascomycota; Pichiomycetes; Pichiales; Pichiaceae
Exons: 1
Coding region: 1-981 (326 amino acids)
Cellular component (GO): mitochondrion
Source: RefSeq, a predicted model, not a curated record